Messenger RNA from [Candida] anglica, 252 nucleotides. Lineage: Eukaryota; Fungi; Ascomycota; Pichiomycetes; Serinales; Debaryomycetaceae. The record is from the annotation of a GenBank genome assembly.
AUGUCUGGCAAUGGAGGGAAAAUACUCGGAUAUAUCUUUGUAGGUGCCAUGAGUUGGUACGGUGGGAUGAAGUUCUGGCAACCAAUCAUCAUCGAUCAACUUAGACAAGAUGGGAACUUGAGAGAGGAUGUAUUUAUCCCUGAUACAUCGGACCAACCAACUUCAUGGACCGAUCUUCAAGAUAAAAUCAAAGAUGCUAUUCAUCCACCAGAUGAACCAUUGCCUAAUACUGCUACUGUUGAUGAAAAAUAA